Messenger RNA from Porites lobata, 651 nucleotides. NCBI's taxonomy places the organism in Eukaryota, Metazoa, Cnidaria, Anthozoa, Scleractinia, Poritidae. The record is from the annotation of a GenBank genome assembly.
AUGCACAAAGCAAUUAUCUUCUGCCCUUUAACUUGCCUUCGUCGUUAUAUCAUCAAGAAACAAUUCAGAGAAAGCCACAAGUUACAGGAUUGUUUUCAAUUUGAGGAGGAGGUGAAACCAGGAUGGAUUCAAUACAACCCCAAUGAAAUCACAGUUAUAUCCUGCAACGAUAGUUUGCGUCCAUUGGUUCAGUGUGACGAUAUUUUGGACCUGAACAAGCAGAUGGUAACAGUAAAGAACGAAUCUGAUCUCUUAAAGUUUAAGAGCAUGCUGGAUAAGCCAGUUUUGAUGUGCGUCACAAGGCGGCAGAACUGUCCGAACAUUGCCCAAACUGACGGUUCGAGUUCGGUGACGGAAAACUUGUCACUGAAUCUCUUGGAAAGAGAACUCCGAUCUAUGAACGGUUUCGACAUUGAUUUUGCUGUUAUCUUUCCGCCAGGCGUUCUCAGGGAACUCCUCGAUAAGAUCUUACGAAAUGUAAGCGAGAAAAUCACUGCUAGAAGUAAAUACUGCUUUAUGAUCGACAUCAAGCAGAUGAUGAAAGAGCUGACACCUCCCGAAGUACAAGACCCCGAUUCGCUAGAGUAUGUGUCAUGGCAUAACACAGCCUUUUGGCUCACAAACCAUUGCAAACCCAAUCAUUCACUGAUG